AUGGUUUCGCAUUUUGGAUAUUGCUGGAGUAAAUGCUAAUGUAAUUUUUAAUGGUGUUCAACGAAAUAAAAUAAUGGAAAGAAGAAGAUUUUUAACAACUUUAGGUCAACAACUCAUAGAAGAACAUAUAGAACGCAGAGCUCAACAGCAAUGUUUACCGAGAGAACUUCGUAGUGUAAUUUUUAGAGUUUCUGGACUUCAGGAACCAGUACCGCCAAAUGAUCCGGAGCCACCACAAGGUAAAAAGAGGGGAAGGUGUAAGGUAUGCCCUUAUUCAAAAAAUCAAAAGAAGGAAAGCUCAAAGUGCGAUAAUUGUCAAGGAUUUAUUUGCAAGAAUCAUUCACGCAAGAAGGUGUUGUGCGAAAAUUGCAUUGAAAAGUAGCAGCCAUAAAGCCUAAACUUGACCACUCCGUAUAAAAAAAUUGAUUUUUUCUUUUAUUUUUCUGUUAAUACGAG
Molecule: messenger RNA, 456 nt
Organism: Sitophilus oryzae (rice weevil)
Lineage: Eukaryota; Metazoa; Arthropoda; Insecta; Coleoptera; Curculionidae
Exons: 2
Coding region: 74-382 (102 amino acids)
Source: RefSeq, a predicted model, not a curated record